GUGACUUUAACUCACUUCAGUUAGACAGCUGUGGCCUUCAAGAGUGAGACAACAAGCAGAAGCUCCUCAGCUGACCAGGCGGUUUUCUUGCCAACGUUUGAGAUAAAGAUGGAAACUACAACGAGUGAAUAUGGUGACUAUGGCUACAACGAUACGUCGACGCAUGCGCCUACAUGCGAUUACGAGAAAAGCAACAAUGUGGGAGCUCAUCUAUCCAUCCUCUUCUACUUUAUGUUCCUCUUCAGUGUCUGCUUCAAUGUGCUGGUUCUGGUUAUCAUCCAUCGGUUUGAGAAGCUGACCACUGUGACCAACAUAUUCCUGUUGAACCUGGUGGUGUCCUCCCUGAUCUUUGUGAGCAGCCUUCCCUUCUUGGCAGUCUACAUGCAACGCUCUGAAUGGAUCUUUGGCAGUGCCAUGUGCAAGAUUUUCACUACUGUCUACUACAUGGGAAUUUACAGCUCUGUCCUCUUUCUAGCUCUUUUGACCUUUGACCGACACCUUGCAGUUGUGUACUCCUUGGACGCAUUACGAAUGAGAAAUCAAAGGUAUGCAAUAGCCUCCUGCGUUGUGGUGUGGCUGGUCACCAGCUUGGCGUGCGUCAUACAGGUGAUUCUCACCAACGCUAGUGUUGUUAAAAAUAAGACGUACUGUGAUGACUUUUCUGGUAAAGUGGAGCUGAGAAAAUUACGAUUUUACCUUCAGAUUUUUCUUUUCCUGCUCUUUCCUCUGGCUGUUAUCAUUUACUGCUACAUUAGGAUUGCUAUCACCGUCUUAACAUCGAAGAUUGUCACCAAGUUUAAGACAGUCAGGUUGAUAUUCAUUAUUGUGGUGUUGUUCUUUGUGUGCUGGACCCCAUACAACAUCAUACUAAGUAUGUAUGAUGCCACCACUGCCACCACUGAAUGUGAAAACAAGAAAAAAUUGAUUUAUGCUCUUCAUAUCACUCGUAACCUUGCCUACAUUUACUUUUGCAUCAGUCCUAUUUUCUACACAUUCGUUGGGAGAAAGUUUCAGAACUAUUUCAGACUAAUGUUAGUCAACCGUUUCCCAAGGUUAAGGAAGCAUAUUUCUGUCAGUCAACAUACUGGAACCAAUCCGCCCACGAGAAGUACAUCAAAUGAUCUGUAGGCAGGGAGCUCUUUGUUUCUUAGGACAGCCGUGUGUUCAACAAACCAUGGAUUGUGAUUACGGAAAUUAAUGAAGUACAAGUUGUGAUAAAGUCUCGCCAAAAGAAAUAAUAAAACUGAUAUAAAUAUCUGUUGCUAUUCAGUAUCUACACUUUGCUUAGCUAUGUUGCAAAUCUUCCCUGUUUGUCCUGUAGAGGACAUGUUUUAAUAAUGAAAGUCAAUUGGUCAGUUGGUUUCAAUGGAUUUGACUCGAUUAGGGAGAGUCAAAAGUGUAGUGCUGUAAAGAGAGUGGAAUGCUCGAUCUAGAUCAUGAGUCCUUGU
Molecule: messenger RNA, 1448 nt
Organism: Larimichthys crocea (large yellow croaker)
Lineage: Eukaryota; Metazoa; Chordata; Actinopteri; Sciaenidae
Product: C-C chemokine receptor type 3
Exons: 3
Coding region: 109-1128 (339 amino acids)
Biological process (GO): G protein-coupled receptor signaling pathway; calcium-mediated signaling; cell chemotaxis
Cellular component (GO): membrane; external side of plasma membrane
Molecular function (GO): C-C chemokine binding; C-C chemokine receptor activity
Source: RefSeq, a predicted model, not a curated record